Pichia kudriavzevii is the source of this 1257-nucleotide messenger RNA. RefSeq lists its product as uncharacterized. The record is from RefSeq and is a predicted model, not a curated record. NCBI's taxonomy places the organism in Eukaryota, Fungi, Ascomycota, Pichiomycetes, Pichiales, Pichiaceae. Bases 1 to 1257 code for a protein of 418 amino acids. The transcript has a single exon.
AUGGCCAAAAAAAGAGAAUGCCCCAUUUGUUUAGAAGAUAUCACCUCUAAUGAUCCUUCAUAUACAUUGACAAUACCCUGCAAGCAUUUUUAUCACAAGUCGUGCAUUCUUUCAUGGACCUCAAAAUCAGCAUCUACCUGUCCUCAGUGCCGAAAUGAGCUAACGUCAUUAUUCACGCCAGCUGAUCAGAAGACUAUAAAGAUCAACCAUAAAGUACAGGAUAAACUGGUUGACUUGAUCAAUAAUCACCCAUCUGAACCGUCGUCGUCUAUCAUUUCUACAAAUGGACUAUCACAUAUAGAAAUUAAUACAGAAUCGGCUUUAUCAAGACCAAACGGCCCACUUUUUUCAAAUACACACCAACAGGUACAACAACAGUUAAACACAAAUAUCAGGCAUUUGUCUAAUCAGCAAUGCAGUAUUUGCGAUAACACAGUACUCAUUACACAACUGAUAAUAUGUCCACAGUGUUCAGGUUUGUACCAUCGCUCAUGUUGUGAUGGUCUUAAUUGCCCCUUUUGCGAAGAAUGGAUCGAUGAUUUAGCUUGUUCUACCGUGACCACAAAGAAGAGGAAAACUUUGGAUCGAUCAGCUGAUGAUACUCAAUACUAUACAAAGAUAGCCGACGAUAUGAAAAAGAGAGUGAAGGAAGAUAGCAGUAAAAAGGUUGAGGAACAGGUCACAAACCUUGCAUGGGAAGAGUUGACUCGUAUUAAGGAGAGUGGUGCCAAUGUGGGCUCUGAGCUAAGGAUAACAAAUCCACUUUCUCCGCCUCAUACUAGCGAAAGUAAUGAGAAGCAACUAAAAACUCCAAAGAAAAGGAAGAAGCAUGUCCAAUUGACGGAAUCAGCUCUAUCGUUGCUUGAUCCCAAGUUUAAAAGGCAUGAAGUGGUGACAAUAAGGGGAUUAUCAUUUACCCAGAAAUUGUUAGUGCAAAGAUUGAUACUUAAACCACGGCUAAGAAAGGAAAUAGCUGAUAAACUUACGUUUCAAGCAUACACCGACCUAAAUAAACAUUUGUCACAUGUUUUGUACGGCUAUAUCCAAGAAGUCCCCCGGGCAAUAUCAAUGAUGAAUGCAGUUAUUGAAUUAGCGGAGCGUGAAGGACAUAUGCCACUCAAGGAUAGGAAAAGUUUGGAUAAAUUUGCACUCACAUUUAAAGGGGAUACAUUGAUCGAUAAGUUCAAAAAUUGCGAUUGGGGCGAUGAAAGUAUAUUACAGAAUUUAAUUGAUGAAGAGAUACGUAAAUGGAUAUAA